AUGGGAAGUCAAUAUCUUGAUCUGGCGAUUACCCCAGCGGACACUGCGUUCGGUCUCAUGGCCGACUUCGAUGUAGACACUCAUCACAACAAAGUGUCUUUAAUUGCCGGAGCAUACCGCGGAGAAGACGGAAAGCCCUGGCUCUUGCCCAGUGUCAAAAAGGCAAAGCAGUAUCUCAGCGACACCAUCCACGAAUACUUGGGCAUUGCAGGAUCACCAACUUUCAUCCACUUGGCAAAAGACCUCGUCUUUGGACCCGCUGCAUCCAAACUCCAAGAUAAUAUAGCAUCGGUUCAAACAGUGUCCGGUACAGGCGCAAACCACCUAGCAGCAACAUUCCUGGCCCGCCACCUUCGUCCAAAUCGCGUGUUCAUCCCGGGCCCGACGUGGAUUAACCAUAAAUCGAUUUGGGAAAUGGCCGAGGUUACAGUUGCAGAAUAUCCCUACUACUCCCCUGCCUCGAAAGAAGUCGAUAUAGUCGGGAUGCUGGAUUCUCUGGAUCAAGCCGAGCCUAACGACGUCGUCAUCCUGCAAGCUUGCGCGCAUAAUCCUACUGGGGUGGACUUGUCAAAGUCUCAUUGGAUGCAGGUUGCGGAGGUCGUCCGGCGCAAGCAGUUAUUUGUCGUCUUCGACAGUGCGUAUCAAGGCCUCGCGACUGGCAAUGUUGACGGCGAUGCGUGGGCAGUUCGCUAUUUCGUGGAGAAUGUCCUUGCCUUCGAGACACCUCCCGGUUUGUGUGUGGCACAGUCAUUUUCGAAGAACUUUGGGCUGUAUGGCGAGCGUGUUGGUGCUUUGCAUUUGGUUGUUGCGCCGCAUCUUUCGGCGAAGGGCGCUCGUAGUGAAUUGAUGAAUAUUGCGCGAGCGGAGUAUUCUAAUCCGCCUCGGUUCGGGGCAAGCAUUGUUGAGAUGGUCCUUGGGGAUCGGGAAUUGAGAGACCAGUGGAAAGCGGAUUUGGAAACUAUGAGCUCACGAAUUCGGGAAAUGAGGCAUGAGCUGAGGCUGAGGCUUGAAAAAGAGACACAGCAGGAUUGGUCGCAUGUUGAGGCGCAAACUGGAAUGUUUAGCUAUACAGGGCUGACCAAGGAACAUGUUGCACGGCUGCGAGAUGAGUUUCAUGUCUACUUGUUACCAUCAGGUCGGAUGAGUGUGUGUGGAUUGAACAAAGACAAUGUCCAACACGUGGCACAUGCUAUUGGAGAAGUCAUGAAGAAUUAG
Messenger RNA from Penicillium antarcticum, 1215 nucleotides. RefSeq lists its product as uncharacterized. The coding region runs from base 1 to 1215 and encodes 404 amino acids. Gene Ontology annotation, molecular function: L-aspartate:2-oxoglutarate transaminase activity; pyridoxal phosphate binding. The record is from RefSeq and is a predicted model, not a curated record. Gene Ontology annotation, biological process: L-aspartate biosynthetic process. Gene Ontology annotation, cellular component: cytosol. The transcript has 2 exons. NCBI's taxonomy places the organism in Eukaryota, Fungi, Ascomycota, Eurotiomycetes, Eurotiales, Aspergillaceae.